Messenger RNA from Pediculus humanus corporis (human body louse), 369 nucleotides. RefSeq lists its product as uncharacterized. NCBI's taxonomy places the organism in Eukaryota, Metazoa, Arthropoda, Insecta, Psocodea, Pediculidae. The transcript is spliced from 4 exons. The record is from RefSeq and is a predicted model, not a curated record. The coding region runs from base 1 to 369 and encodes 122 amino acids.
AUGCACAAGUUUAUUAAAUUAUUUAGUCGUCCGAAUGCUCCGGGUAGUGAAAAUAAGUGUAAACCACAUAAUGAAUCCAUUGGAAAAAGGAAAAUCGGUGAUAAACAUAAAAAAAUUGAAAAAACCAAAUCGAAUUCUAGUGAAAAUUUUUUAGCUUUAAGCACGCAAAAGAGAAAUGUUAAUUCGUUAGAUAAUUUAGACGGAGUUAAAGAUGGCGGAAAGAGUAAGAAGGAUAUUUCUAAAGAAAAAGAAAGUGCGAUUUCGUUGGAUAGCGGAAGAGUUUUAAAAGCUCCAUCAUCUAGUAAUAUAUUGCAUAUGAAAAAGGAUUCUGAUGAUAUGUUAAAGACUAGGCAUUUCCUAGGCGAUUAA